CUGAAUGCGGUGGGGGAUGGUAGUGUCUGUUGGCUUGGCACCUCAAGACCACUCAUGGCUACUAUGAGCUUUUGUUGAUCGAGUUGGCCUGUCUCUGAUUCGGCUGCCAUGAUUCUGAGAGCUAAACCACAAUUAACUAACCAAGAUGCGGCGAUACAUUCGUGUUCUAGCGUUAUGCAUAGUGUUUGCGAUUGUCUCCGUGUUGUACGUGUUCAAUAAUCUUUCCUCGUUGGGGACCUCCGUUGCCGUUGUUGGGGGUCUCGCUUUCUCACGAUCCGCUUCUCUACAAAGUGACGUCGGGAAGAUAGCUAGGCGAUGGCCGGAGACAAGGGCCCCGGUGGACCUGCAAGGUUACAGGCAAGGUGCUGGCGAGGUCACUGGCUCCCCCACUACUCCCCCUACCGGUCCUCCUCCUCCUUCACCUCCUCCUGAGAGGAGGAGGCGCGGGCGUGAGAAGGAGCCCAUGCACCUGGCGGUGGUGGCGUGCGGAGACCGACAGGAGGAGACGCUGACGAUGCUCAAGUCUGUCGUGCUGCUCAGCGCCGGACCCAUGAACUUCCACGUCUUCGCCGAGGAGCAGCUGCAUCAGGGCUUCAUAGAUGAGCUGGAGUCCUGGCCCGGUCCCCACCGGUCCAAGUUCAACUACACCAUCUACCCCAUCAGCUUCCCUGGGAAGCAUCAGGACGAGUGGAAGAAACUGUUCAAGCCCUGUGCCUCGCAGAGGCUCUUCCUGCCGCUGCUGCUGCAGGACGUGGACUCUCUGCUGUACGUGGACACGGACGUGCUGUUCCUGCGCCCCCUGGAGGACGCGUGGGCGCUGCUCGCCCGCUUCAACGCCACGCAGCUGGCCGCCAUGGCGCCCGAGCACGAGGAGCCGCGCAUCGCCUGGUACAGCCGCUUCGCCCGCCACCCCUUCUACGGCGCCACCGGCGUCAACUCCGGCGUCAUGCUCAUGAACCUCACCAGGAUCCGCGCCGCACACUUCAAGAAUGACAUGACGUCCGUGGGCCUGCACUGGGGAGAGCUGCUGUUGCCGCUGUUCCACAAGUACAAACUCAACAUCACUUGGGGAGACCAAGACCUCAUCAACAUCAUCUUCCACCACAAUCCUGAAAACUUGUACGUCUUCCCGUGCCAUUGGAACUUCCGGCCCGACCACUGUAUCUAUGGCAGCAAUUGUGAUGCUGCCAAACAAGAGGGUGUGUUCAUUCUCCAUGGCAACCGUGGAGUGUUCCACGACUCUCGGCAACCGGCGUUUAGAGCUAUCUACGAUGCUAUCAGAAAGUUCCCUUUGGAGCAGGAUCUGGUGAGCUCACUCCUGCUCCCCUUGGAGAUCAAGCUGAACGGGACCACGCACACGUACUGUGGGAAGGUCCACCACCUGUUCACACAGAACUUUGGCCCAACCUUAAUAGAACUCCAAAGAUCCAGAGACCAAGAUGGAUGACCUGAGGAGGAAGGAGGAGGUGAUGGUAGAUUGCUUCACACUGUUCUCACCCCUGUCACGUCCAUGUUCUCCACCGUGGGAGACUGUUUGUUUGUUUUUGUUGUUGUUGUUGUUGUUGUUGUUGUUUACAGGGCGUGGUGGAAGGUCCGUGUUCGCCAGUAAAGCAGUAUCUUUGUUUUUUAGAAGAUCUGAAUGGACAUGUAUGUGCACUGACAGACACACACACACACACACACACACACACACACACAAACACAAAGAAACAAACACACAGCACCCACAAACAUGUGAAGAUUUGAAUAAGUACUGUGAAUAGUGAGGAUGGGAUUUCUGUCUUCUGAGCGAUCUUUCAUUCAGGCAAUGAGAUGGGUGGAAUGGUCAAUAUAUUGUUAUUGUUUUUGUUAUUGUGGAGCCCA
Messenger RNA from Sardina pilchardus (European sardine), 1863 nucleotides. RefSeq names its product glucoside xylosyltransferase 1b (gene gxylt1b). Gene Ontology annotation, biological process: protein O-linked glycosylation via N-acetylgalactosamine. Bases 146 to 1447 code for a protein of 433 amino acids. NCBI's taxonomy places the organism in Eukaryota, Metazoa, Chordata, Actinopteri, Clupeiformes, Clupeidae. The record is from RefSeq and is a predicted model, not a curated record. Gene Ontology annotation, molecular function: UDP-xylosyltransferase activity. The transcript is spliced from 7 exons.